AUGGCCGGACUAAUACCUCUAAUGCUCGCGUCGAACAACCGGACGAGCCUCAUCGGUAGCCCCCAGACGCCCUCGAGCUCAAGACGUCAGUCGGCUAUCUGUUCCUCCACCAGCUCCGCCGCCCCGACAGUGUCGACGAGCCCGACAAACCCGAGAUACUCGCUACAAGCAGCAAGACCGAAGCCACCAAAGCGCCUUUCUAUCUCUGCACCGGCAGCUCUUCCUGUGCUGCCGUAUACGCAGGCCGAAUGGAGGAAAGCGAUUGCCGAAGUCAAGAGGAAGUACUUCGGCAAGAGAUAUCGGGCCUGCUCAGCAAGAUGCCUCGAGAUCUUAGAGGGCGUCAAGGAUACCUCACAGGUCGAGCCGGUGUAUCUGAUCUACCUCCACUUCUACGCGGCAACCUCGAUCGAGAUCUGCGCGCGUCCGCUUCCGUCCACCUCGGCUUUACGGGCCAACCUCCUGCUACAGGCUCGCACACACUUUGACCGCGCCGCAUCGCUCAUUAACGCUGCUGAGGAGUCGGUGCUCAGGAAAUUCCGGCCGUAUUCUGCUAGCUCUUCACGAGCUUCAUCGACCUGCCACUCGCCCUCCGGGUCCAUCAGCUCCCGAGCAUGGACUCCCGACACGCAUAUGUCCUCGCCAACCGCCUCCGUCUGCUCUUUCGGGGAUGAAUCUCCGGCCGGGUCACCCCAGUACCCACCCAAGCGCGUCAAGAAGGUGUCUUUCUCGCUACCCAAGGACGAGUCCUUACAUAUCGCUGCCGAGCCCUUCAUCCGCCCGGACUCGCCUACCCUCGGAUUCGAAGCCAGCUACUUCCAAUUCGCCGGCCCGCAGCAAGAACUCCCGGAUCUACACCCGCCACCAAAAUUCCAGGAGAUCGAACUUCCGCUGCAGUUGCAGACGAUACCCGAGGACGAAGCCGAGUACGAGACCGAAGACCCAGAGGACGAGGGCUCCCACUUCGUCGCUCGCUCCGUCUCCCGCUGCUGCGAGCACCUCUCAAGUCUGCGCGCCCAGCUCGCGCGUCACUCCACAAGCCUCGAUCAGCUCCUGUCCUCUGCCACCGCCGCGUCCCACCCACAAUCCGAUGCCGGAUCGGAAGCGACAGGCGAGACGACGAGGAAAGGCACGCUGGACCGGCAAGCCAGGAUCGAACGUCUGAGGAGGACCGGCUGGCAGAGGAAACGGUUCGACGCCAGGCGGUACGAGGAACUGUGUGAAGCUGUCUUGGCCGAGAUGGCGUGA
Chaetomium strumarium is the source of this 1245-nucleotide messenger RNA. RefSeq lists its product as uncharacterized. NCBI's taxonomy places the organism in Eukaryota, Fungi, Ascomycota, Sordariomycetes, Sordariales, Chaetomiaceae. The record is from RefSeq and is a predicted model, not a curated record. The transcript has a single exon. The coding region runs from base 1 to 1245 and encodes 414 amino acids.